Messenger RNA from Lymnaea stagnalis (great pond snail), 320 nucleotides. The record is from the annotation of a GenBank genome assembly. NCBI's taxonomy places the organism in Eukaryota, Metazoa, Mollusca, Gastropoda, Lymnaeidae.
CAUAAGAAUACUGCACCUGAAAUAGAUCAAACAAUGAGUAACAAGAGAACUGAUAAAGAUAAAAUUAGCAAUGCAAAUAAUGCAGCUGUAAUGCAAGUAUCUGUGCGCCUGAAUGAGCAUGAACAAGAGAUCCUACAGAUCCUCAAUUUCUUUAAAGACAUCAGUGUAGAAAAAGACUUCCGAAGGGAAAAUAUAAUUAUAACGGGCACUGAAAAAAAUAUUAAAGAAGCAAAAAAGAAAAUUUCAGAAAAAAUACUAAAAUUUGAGAAGACAGUGCUAAAUGUGACACAUAUACACAUUACAUCUUUAGAUCUUCUGAA